This is a messenger RNA of Rhincodon typus (whale shark), 4126 nucleotides long. RefSeq names its product claudin 5a (gene cldn5a). The coding region runs from base 136 to 786 and encodes 216 amino acids. Gene Ontology annotation, cellular component: bicellular tight junction; plasma membrane. Gene Ontology annotation, biological process: bicellular tight junction assembly; cell adhesion. The transcript has a single exon. Gene Ontology annotation, molecular function: structural molecule activity. The record is from RefSeq and is a predicted model, not a curated record. Lineage: Eukaryota; Metazoa; Chordata; Chondrichthyes; Orectolobiformes; Rhincodontidae.
GGAGGGAGGGACGGACGGGAGGUUGCUGAGGAGCGCGGGAGCGAUGCCCAUCAUUCACCAGGAGCGCAGCGGAGGCGCGGAGAGCCGCCGGCACUGAGCAGCCUUCGCCUGGAACCCUCUCAGUCGCCCGCAGGGAUGCCAUCGGCCGGCUUGGAGAUUGUGGGCCUGGGACUGUGCGUCCUGGGCUGGCUCGGGGUGAUGCUGGCGUGCGGGCUGCCCAUGUGGAAAGUCACGGCUUUCAUCGAGAGCAAUAUCGUGGUGGCUCAGACCGUCUGGGAAGGGCUGUGGAUGAACUGCGUGGUGCAGAGCACCGGCCAGAUGCAGUGCAAGGUCUACAACUCGCUGCUCGCCCUGGAGCAGGAUCAACAGGCCGCCCGGGCGCUGACAGUCAUCGCCUCCAUCCUGGGCCUCAUCGGUUUACUGGUCACUAUCCUGGGCGCCCAGUGCACCAACUGCACCGAGGGGAUCACCACCAAAGCCCGGAUUGUCAUCAGCGGGGGGGCUAUCUUCAUCGUGGCCGGCCUUCUCGCCCUCAUUCCAGUCUGCUGGAUGGCCAACACCAUCGUCCGCGAUUUCUAUGACCCGGUCGUGCCGGUCUCCAAGAAACGGGAGAUGGGGGCCGCCCUCUAUGUUGGCUGGACGGCCAGCGCUCUCCUCUUCAUCGGGGGCUCGCUGCUCUGUUGCUCCUGCCCCCCGAAGCAAGACCAGUCAUCGUUCGCCGUCAAGUACACGGCCCCGAGGAGAGCAUCGGCGAACGGGGACUACGACAAGAGGAAUUAUGUGUGAAAACGCAGAUGACCUGGGGAGACCAGCAUCGGACAACCAGGGGAAACCUGAGCUCCCAACCCGAUUCCUUACUCCUGCUGAUUUCAAGCAGUCUUUUUUUUAUUUAAUGGAUUUGUAUUGUAAACGAGAGAGAGAAAAAACAAAAACUGGUAUUCUUUAUGCAUCUGCAGCUUUGGUUUAAUCUUUGGAGACGCGCACCUCCCAGAGACUUUGCAACAAGUUAGAUGUUAAAAACAAACGUCGGAGCAGUCGCUUGGACUUUGUACGGUUUGAUUUGCAAAUGGGGCUAUCUGUCAGCAAGUCUUGAGUGAAAAGUGCGAGCGAGCCUCUGCCCUCCCUAGGUUCCGGACCGCAUUCUGGGCCGGAGUGGGGGGCGGGGUGCAAGGUGCGGGGUUUAGGCUGGAUUCAUGCGCAUGUUUCGAUGUGGAAAGGGACAGAAUGCGUCUCCGUCACCGCCUUUAGCUAUCGGUCAUCACAGCUUCAACCCAAACCUGGCAUCAGAUCAUAGAUGUAGGUCUCCCAUUCCGCCCUCCUCUUCACACUUUAACCAGACUAAGUGUAGAGAUCUGUCUCUUAUUGCUAAACCUAGCUGUACUCAGUUCGUACUGUCCGCUGGUUGCUGAGUGCAGUUAGGCUUAUCAUUCAUUAAGAGACAAAUUUCGGCGCAGAGUGAGCUCGCCAUCUGGUUUAUGCGGCUGCUUGGUGUCAGAUUGUCCCAGUUAGAUUUCGCAAUCCAAUUUCUAGGCGAUCCAUUCCACCGACCCUUCUCUUUGCCGCCUCGGAGCAAGGAGCUGGCUGCUGUUUAUUUUCACAGAUUCACUUCCCUCCCCAUAUGUGAUUCCUUUUUUCAGAUACCCAUCUGUCGGCUGGGGUCAAUCCGGAGUGAGCAGCUCUCUCUGCAGAUGGCGAGCUCAAUAUUAACGAGAAAGAGAGAGAAUGGGCGAUGGAGACAAAACUUGAGAUGUAGCCAGUAGUGGUGCCUGAACAGUAUUAAUGUAGACAGUAUUAUUCAUUGAGCGACAUUAGCGCACUGUGGCACAUGCAGAAUAUGUUGAGGAUGUGACAAAUUCCCAAGGCAGUGAAUGUGGUGGAGACAGUCAUUAUUGCUGGCGGCGUUCAUACUGGGACUGUAGUCAUCAUUGAGUGAGAGAUGACAAAUAAGUGUUGAUGGUUGGAGCAAUUUUAAUGUCGCGAUUAAUAACCUUUUUUUUCGUAAUCAACCCGUUCAAGAGAUGUUAUUACACACCUCUGGAGCGGGGGAGGGGCGGGGCUUGAACCUGGGCCUUCUGAUCUAGGGCUUGGGACAUUGCCACCGCGCCACGUCGACACAUUUUUUUAAACCCCAGUUUUCUAAAGGUUUCGGCCACCCCGUUCCAAUAAUUUUCUGAUGAAGGGUCUAGGCCUGAAACGUCAGCCUUCCUGCUCCUCUGAUGCUGCUUGGCCUGCUGUGUUCAUCCAGCUCUACACCUUGUUAUCUCCGUUCCAAUAAUGAUCGCUUACACUGCCUCUGCGAGCUGGAGGCUGAGAAGGCGCUACCAUCGUCCUCAUUCUACUCGAUUAGGCUCCCUACAUCUACACGAGCCACCCUCCGGCAGCUUCGGUCUUUGACUCAACUUCAGACAAUGGCCAGCAGAAGUGGCCAAGUGAGUGGCUCGCCGGGGGCUUGUCACCAUGGUUAGCAGCGACGCCAAUUCUCACUAGGGAAGCCCCGGAACCGGCUCAGUCCAGCCCAAUCCAGCAAACCGGCUUCGCAUCCAAACCCCGAGCUCCAGCAGCACUUGAGUGAACCGCCACCGAGAUAUCCUGUCCCCCUGCAUCAACCCGGCUUUGGGUUCGUUCGGAGUUUCCCAUCUGAGACUCGGGGCUGCAUUUUAACGUCGGGUGCAAAGCGGGACAUGCAGAAUUGGCAGCCAAAUACAGCAGCGCCCAAAUUUUGUCCUCACGGCACUGAAUGAGAAAGAAAGUACGCAAGAGGAGCCAAUUCUUUUUCGAUCGUUGUACAGCGCCGCCCCAAAAUUAAAGACAGCCAUUUAAGGGGUUUAGCAUUAAUAAUGCAAUUUCUAUAUGACACAAGGCAUCCCUACCUGUCCCGGCAAACCGCUCCAAAUCCACUUUCCCAAGUGCGGUUGCAAUUUGCCUGCCGCCAAUCCUCGUACCCAAUUAAAUUAUUCCAAUAAAAGCUGAGAGAACUGUGGCUGCUGAAAAUCAGACACAAAAACAGAAAUUGCUGGAAAAGCUCAGCAGGUCUGGCAGCAUCUUUGGAGACAAAUCAGAAUUAACGUUUCAGGUCCAUUGACCCUUCUUCAGAACAUAUUUGAAUAAGUUAUUCAACUAAAGUCCUACAUUGCCCACCUAAACCAGACGCUAACAAAUACCCUCCACCAAGGCUCUUUUAUCAUAUCUGUCUUACAUUAUCCCUUACUCCCAACUGAGUUGCCCUUAUUUCAGUAGCAGGAUGGUCCAUUUAUGCGGGGCACGAGGAGCCAUUAAAUUAUUGCUGUCUCUCCACCGUUAGGCAUGUUUAUCCGAGUAAUGGAAUCUUCCUCAGGGAAACUGGAGGAGAAAAAGUCAACGAUAAAUUAAGUAAAUUUGCGCUGUCCUAACCCAUUAGAAUGCAUGAGGCGCCGCAGUCGUGUCCCUACUUCCGAGCCAGAAGAUGCGUCCUCAAGUCCCUCCUACUCCAGAGCUGUCUCAUCUCAUGGUUAAAUAAGUUGAUCCAACAUAAUUCUCCUAGCCGCUGAGAUUCUGCUGCAGAAUGUGUUUCUGGAUUGCGCUCCCAGGCUGGUCGUAAAUUCCAUCCCACAAACCAAAAUUCUGUUGCUACAGGUCGCCUGUACUGUGUGGGAGUGUUCACCAGACUGGAAAAAACCAAACCUGCCGGUGUGAACCUUUGCUUUAUUUUAUAUAUAGAUGGAAUAUUUGUGCUUCUACAUUUUUCAUCAUCUGUACAUGGGAAUGGGGACUUGAAAAAGAUAUUCACCCUCUACGUUUUCCUUCCUAAUUAAGUGACAGAAUUGAUCCUGGGCCAAUGAAUUCAUGUCACUUCGAAGGUAGGGUUCCAACAUUGAGCAGGACGUUGUCAUACUGAGUUGUAAACGUUUAAAAUGACCUGUAUGCACCUUGAAGUUGCCCGGUCAGAUGCAUCUCGGUGCUUCACUAAACCCAACGAUAACAACUUUACACUGCCUUAUAGCAACAUGGCUAAUAAUUAAUUGCAACCCUCUGCCUUCACCGUUUGCACUUUUGCUAAUGGACGCUGAUCGACUAAUGUACAGGUUCGAUGUUUUCUAUGCCACUGUGUACAAUCUCACAAUAUAUACAUUAAAACAAAUCAUUGCUA